Molecule: messenger RNA, 810 nt
Organism: Charadrius vociferus (killdeer)
Lineage: Eukaryota; Metazoa; Chordata; Aves; Charadriiformes; Charadriidae
Product: proto-oncogene Mas-like
Exons: 3
Coding region: 1-810 (269 amino acids)
Biological process (GO): G protein-coupled receptor signaling pathway
Cellular component (GO): membrane
Molecular function (GO): G protein-coupled receptor activity
Source: RefSeq, a predicted model, not a curated record
AUGGAGGAGACCAACACAACCAACCUCUAUCUGUACUACAUAGAUUCUGGAUAUGCAGACUUGCCGCCAGCUAAACCAAAUUGGUGCAUAAACUACCAGUUGAAUAUGUCGAUAACUGCAAGUGUUUUUAUUGGUAUUUGUCUGUGUGGACUUGUGGGGAAUAUGGUGGUUUUGUGGUUCCUGGGCUGCCAGAUGAAGAAGACCCCCUUCACUGUCUAUGUCCUGAACCUGGCCAUCGCUGACUUCUCUCUGCUCCUGUUCCUCCUCGUUGUACUUACAUUAUACAUUAUUUCAUCAGCCUAUGGGUUUUAUCAAUUACAGUAUGAUUUGUCUUAUUAUAUCCUGAUGAUUCUGUUUCUGUUUUGUUAUUUUGCCAGCAUGUGUCUCCUGACAGCCAUGAGCAUUGAGAGGUGCGUCUCUGUUUUGUUCCCAAUCUGCGUCAUCUUCAUGUUCAUCUUUGGGUUUCCUCCCACUCUGGCAAUUUUCACCGAUCUUAUUUAUAUAAACGUCUUUUGCCUUCAUAUUGCCUACCUGCCGACAUCGCUGAACAGCAGCGUCAACCCAUUCAUUUAUUUCCUGGUGGGGAGUUACCGUCAGCACCGCUUCCACAGCUCAGUGAAAGUCGCCCUCCGCCAAGUGUUCGAAGAGAAAGCUACAAGUGAGGAGGGGAGCCACGUGCCUGAGGACACUACAGUGGAGACCACUGUGCUGGCAGGGAAUGGGGCCAUCCUUUGGUUCCUCAGCUUCAGCAUCAAGCGGAAGCCCAUCAAUGCCUCCAUCCUGACCCCAGCCAUCCUCAGGAGGAACUGA